Messenger RNA from Ruditapes philippinarum (Manila clam), 609 nucleotides. RefSeq lists its product as uncharacterized. NCBI's taxonomy places the organism in Eukaryota, Metazoa, Mollusca, Bivalvia, Venerida, Veneridae. Gene Ontology annotation, biological process: regulation of DNA-templated transcription. The transcript has a single exon. The coding region runs from base 60 to 413 and encodes 117 amino acids. The record is from RefSeq and is a predicted model, not a curated record. Gene Ontology annotation, molecular function: DNA binding.
GUAGACUUAAGGGAAUGGCAAGGAGAUAAACCGACGAAGAAGGCAUCAGCUUAACGUUGAUGAGAUGGAAAAAUGUUGUGGACGCGUUGGAAUUUGUGGAUCAAUCUCUAGGAAAUAAACAAGUGUACAAUGCUCAUCUUGGAGGAAACGUGUACAUGUCGAUUAAAGCUGGGUGUGUUUGCGUCGAUAUUCGACAAUACUGGAAGCCCAAGGACGAUGUUGUGCCAACUAAGAAAGGAUUGUGCCUUAGACCAGCAGAGUACGUCAAAUUGAAAGAAGUAAUACCUGACAUCGGUAAAAAUCUACCAGAACUGGACUCUGUGGUGCCCUGUUACCUACAAAGCGAUCAUGUGAAUCAGAUGGGAGCGUUACAGUGUUCAGAAUGCAACCCAAACGAUUUCAUGAAUUGGUAAAGUCACGUGAUCAUGUUCUAAAAAUAGUAACCAAUGACAAACCGUUUCUAAAAAUAACCACCAAUCACUGACAUUGAAUACGUUUAUAAGGAAAAUUUACACACGAAAGUUGCAACAUUUUCUACAAAUUGUAAUCCUUAUUUCAGCAGUCUGUUUGCAAUAAGUAAACAUUUCGCUGACCGGGACCCUUGAAAAG